UUUGUUUACAAAUGGCUGCCGUUUGACAGAUCACGAGAAUAUGUUAUAGAAGGUUGAUCUGACAUAAAUGUUAGUUCUUUUAAAUCCUUAAACGCACUAUAUCGUAUUUCAAAUAUGUUUUGUACUUUUUUUUUUGUGAAGAAUCAACUUCAAAUAUAAACAACAGGUAAAAUUCAUAGACAUGGGUGAAUUACUGACGAAUAGGAGUGAUGUUUUAAAGGCAGUGUUUAGUCAAUAUGACCAUCAUGCAAAAGAUGAGUUAACACCUAUCCAAGUACAGAUGUUAUAUGGUGAUCUACGAAUGGGAAGUGUUAGUUUACCACAGGUAGUUGCAGCAAUGAAGUAUGUGUGUGUCACUGGGAGCUGUGUUAUGUCAGAACUUUACAACUUAUUGCAAGAGCUGGAUCGACGUUACUUUCUACUAAAUGACUUUAGAUGGGAGUUCUCCAUGUUAGACAGAAAUCAAACAGAUUGUAUAUCAGAAGAUAAGGCCAGAUGGAUGGUGCAAGCAGUACAUGGUAAAUAUUUCUCUAAAAGAAAGUGGGAAUAUUUUGUUACCCAUCGCCCAGCUCCAGGGAGUGGUGUAUCAUUUGCAGAGAUUGAAGUUAUGUUAUGUGAUAUACCAAAUCGUAUGGAGGUACAAGAUGAACAGAAUGAAGCUGAUAAAGAGAGAGAAGCUAAAUUAAGGAGACAAAGAUUGGCAGAGGAAGAAAUUGAAAGAGAGAAAGAGAGACUAAGGAAAGAAAGAGAAGAACAAAGAAGAAGAAAAGAUGAGGAGAACAAAAGAUUAGAGGGAGAACGUAUCAGGAAACUAAAUGAUGAUGAAGAAAAAUCAAGGGCACUGUCUGCAGUAGCUGAUUUAGAUGAAGAACUUGAGGCUGAUGAUGAAGUUGCUCAAAUAUUUGUCAAUGCUGAUGAACCUGAAGGUUACAAUGAAAACGAAUUCAAUCCUGAAGAUAACAAUGAAUCUGAUGAUGAUGAGGUUUCUGAAAGAGAAAGAAGAAAGGAAGAAGAAAGAAUAAGAGAAGAGGAGGAACUGAGACGAUUGAAAGAGUUGGAAGAGAAGCAAAGGUUAGAGAGGGAGAGAAGACAGAAGGAAGAAGAAGAAUUAUAUAAAGAUGUGGAAAAACUUGCAAGAGAUGCAAAGGAAGAGGAGAAGAAUGCUAAGAAUGAAGAGGAUCAGAGACGUUUACGUCACAAGAGACUACGGUAUGACUUGAAAGUAGCUAUGAAAACUCGAGACACAUACAAACUUAAGUAUACCAUAAAUGAGUUUAAGACUGAAAAAGUUGAAGAUAAAGACAUGGAUCUUAUAAAAGCUGAAAAACUACUGAAGGAGAUAUCUUGUAGAGAUGAUUUGAAGAGAGCAAUGACACACCGUGAACUUGAAGAACUUUCCAGAGCAAUAGAAACUGUGAAAAAACAUGGAUUUGAAGUGGAGUUGUCUAAGGAGCUCCUGGAAGCUAAUCAAUUACUAACCAGACUAAGAAGAUUAGAACGUAUUAGACAUGAAAUUUUGCAAUUGAAACAAUCCACAGUAGCAGAAAUUAGAAGUUAUCAAAGUCCACCUCAAGUUGUACAUACUGUCAUGACGUCUACAUUCCUGUUACUAGGUCACAAAGAAAAGGAAACGAAGAUAUGGAAGACAGUUCAGGCAUUGGUUGGUAAGACUGGUAAAGAGGGAUUGAAGAGGAGGUGUAUUGAAUGUAAACCUGAUAAAAUUAAUGUUACUGAUGCUAAACGAGCUCAAACAUUACUGGAGAAGUAUGAACUGGAUGAAAUUAGGGAUGUGUCUGCUGGUGCAGCAACAUUUUAUGUUUGGUCCAUCACAAUGAUAGAAGAGUUAAUGGAUAUCAUAGCCAGAAAAGAGGAGGCAGCAGCAGCCAAACAAACAGAAGAAACAUAGAUCAUCAACAUAAUAAAAAUAUCCAUGAUAGAAUUGUAACCUAUUUGACAUAUUGUUUGUGGACAUAUAUUACUAUUUUAAUUGAUGCGUAGUAUUUCAGCUCCUUGUUAGGGUCUCUAGAAUUUAAAUCAUUUGGCAUCUUUACAAGAUGAAAUGCAUAUUUUCAAACAUUUAGUUUUAUAAGUGAUACUAAUUUAAGGAAAUAUGUAAUUUUAGUUAUUAGGGUUAAAUCAAAAACAGUAGUGGGAUUUCUUGGUAUGAUGAUGACCAAGGAAGCAGGGAAAGUUUAUCUGAAAUGGUCACAUUUCUGAUGUUUAUGGAAAGAGUUUAUAAAUAAAUAAGGAUAAAUGGUGAUUAAUGUAUAGGGGAAAGAAAAUUCUUUUUUUCUAAGAUGAACAUUAUAAAUUUGUAAAGUGAAAACAAAAUUAAUUUUGAAUAUAUAUGCAAAUCACAAGAGUAGAUUAAAUAUUUUAGUUAAACAUAAAUGUUUUGAAAUUUUUGUUAAUUAAUAAAUAACUUGUGUUAUAAUUUAAUUUAUAUAGAAAGAAGGCUAAUUUAUUUCUCAUUGUUAUCUCAAUCCGUCCCUUUACUAUGUUUUACUAACAUUUUAAUUUUAAAUAUAAUUAUUAGGUUUUUUAUAUGUUUUUUUUUACGUCUUAUUUUUUUUUGGAAUUUUCAAAGUUUGUUAGUGUACCUAUAUAAUAGAAGAUCCAAGUUUGAUAUAUUGACUAUAUAUAUUUGAGUUAUUUUGCUACUCUCGAAAGUCAAGAAAGUAAGUUUGUUUACAGUAUAAUAUUUGAGGUCUUCUCUCUGUGGAGACCAUUUGAGAUAUUGCUCUAUCUGAGUAGACCAUUUGAACUAUUGCUCUAUCUUUUGAGACCAUUUGAGCUAUUUCUAUAUCUGUGGAGACCAUUUGAGCUUUUUCUCUAUCUGUGGAGACCAUUUGAGCUAAUGUUCUAUCUGUGGAGACCAUUUGAGCUAAUGUUCUAUCUGUGGAGACCAUUUGAGAUAUUUCUCUAUCUGUAGAGACCAUUUGAGCUAUUUCUCUAUCUGUGGAGACUAUUUGAGCUAUUUCUAUCAUGUUGUGUGACUUGUGUCCAUUGUCUUAGUAAUAGUUGAGUCUUCUAUUUAUAAAACAAGCAUACAAAUUGUGAUCACUCUUCUCAGAUUUGAUACUCAAAUUGUGUCUCAUUACAGUACCAUAUCUGAAUUUGCAAUGCAAUUUAGACACACUAUUAUUUAGAUUUGAUUUUUGAUUUUUGGUGUUUUAAGGCCACUUUUAAGCACCGCUUUUGGGCUAUUUCGUGGCGGCCAGUUUUUAUUGGUGGAGGAAGCCGGAGUGUCCAGAGAAAACCAAGACCUUCGAUAGGAAAACUGACAAUCCUAGUGAAUUAAGAUUGGAGUCGAGUGCACCGUGCACGAGCGGGGUUCGAACUCACAACCUCAGUGUUGACUGGCUAGUGAUUACAGUAGUAACUACCGGUACUUAGACCACUCAGCCACCGAGGCCCCCACUAUUAUUUAGACGAAUUGUCCCUGUAAUAAAUACUUUUUAAAAUUAUAUCAGAUGUGUUCUGUUACUACGAUAAGAUAGUAAGAUAAAAUUUAAAAAAAUGGCCUUACCACUUUAUACACUUUUGGUAGAGACAAUUUGCAAUCAUUGCAUAUCACUCUUCAGAUUUAGUUGAAUAAUAUGCAAUUAUUAGAAUUAAGUUUGUUUUUACAAAAAAAUUUCUCUCUUGUUUCUACUUUCCUAUUCAGCAAAUACAAUUAUUUUAAACCAAACUAUCAGUGAAAAGCUACAUUUGAAGUUCUUGACAUAUGCAAUAUCCCAAGGUUAUGUUUAGCCUUAAAUGCUGACAGGCAUGAAGAGGAUAGGUGAGGUUAGGUAAGUUUGAAGCUGAAAUGUCGCUAAAAGUCUAUGAGUAUGAAGCUAAAAACAACUUUUUCGAACAUUUCUGAAUCAUUUAAUAAACUACCGUAAUAAAUCGUGUAUAGUACACGUAAGUAAAAGUAAAAAAAUGCCUUUUUAUAUUAGACAUGUCCAUAGUUCCAUGUACAAAAAAGUUGUCUGUUUACUGUUCCUUGAUCUUGCAUACUUUAUAUAGUCCUAUUAGUACUCUUGUAUCAUUCAUUUAUUAAAUUUUGCAAAAAUAACUUUACUGUUGACAGUAAACAAUUGUAUUGUUUAUACAUUUUCUGGGCUGGCCCAUACAGCAUUUAUUCAAUGCAUAGUUUAUAUUUUAAUAAAAAUGUUACAUUAUAAUGUG
Molecule: messenger RNA, 4176 nt
Organism: Mytilus californianus (California mussel)
Lineage: Eukaryota; Metazoa; Mollusca; Bivalvia; Mytilida; Mytilidae
Product: trichohyalin-like
Exons: 14
Coding region: 182-1906 (574 amino acids)
Source: RefSeq, a predicted model, not a curated record